Ochotona princeps (American pika) is the source of this 3579-nucleotide messenger RNA. It is a transcript of the gene TMTC2, whose product is annotated as transmembrane O-mannosyltransferase targeting cadherins 2. NCBI's taxonomy places the organism in Eukaryota, Metazoa, Chordata, Mammalia, Lagomorpha, Ochotonidae. The transcript has 12 exons. Gene Ontology annotation, biological process: protein O-linked glycosylation via mannose. The record is from RefSeq and is a predicted model, not a curated record. Gene Ontology annotation, molecular function: protein binding; mannosyltransferase activity. The coding region runs from base 725 to 3235 and encodes 836 amino acids. Gene Ontology annotation, cellular component: endoplasmic reticulum membrane.
GGCCACGCAGGCGCGCGGGGCCGUGUGGAGAGCCCCACGCGGGAGCCUCCGGAGUCCCCAGUCGCCGCUCCUCUCACUUCACCGGAGAAGGGGCUGAGGGGGAGCGAAUAAAGAGUGAAUGCGCUGCAGCCGCCGUGGUGGCGGCCCCAGUCAGUCCGAGCGAGCCCCGAGCCGUGCGCCCGGGCCGCGGCGAAGGGAGGCGGUUCGUCUCCUCCCUCCCACCCGCCCCUCUCUUCUCUCUCUCGCUCUUCCUCCAGCUGGUCCCAGAGCCCGGCUCGGUCAGGUUCCUCUGCCCCCCUAGCCCGCAGUUUUCCACCUCCUCCGUGUCCCACUCGUCACCCGGGGCGCCUCCAACUGCCAUGGGUUAGGGUGGGGGGGCUGAGAGCCGCGCCAAGGACCAGCCUUGUGCAGCCGCCGGGGGGCGCGGGGCCCGAACGCUGCCGCUCGCCGCGCGCGGGCGCCGGGCAUGGGGAGCGCCGUGUGAACCCGCACCCGGGGAGGACGCAGUAGCUACGGAGACGGGGCGAGGAGGAGGAGGUGGAAGCGGGGGAGAAGGGCCGUGGAUUGCCAGGACCCGCGGGAGGGAGAGGUGGGAGGUGAGGGAGCGAGGGAAAAGUGAAGCAGGGAGGAGAAGGCGGCUGAAGGUGGGGAUUGAUGCUUCUGUUUUUUGUUGCCGCUGCUGCCCUCACGCUGGGAGCCGAGCCGGAGGGAAGGCGGUGGAGAGAUGAUUGCAGAGUUGGUGAGCAGCGCGCUGGGGCUCGCCUUGUAUCUAAACACCUUGAGUGCGGAUUUCUGCUACGAUGACAGCCGUGCCAUCAAGACUAAUCAGGACCUUCUCCCAGAAACUCCAUGGACUCAUAUUUUCUACAAUGAUUUUUGGGGAACUCUUCUAACGCACAGCGGCAGCCACAAGUCUUACAGGCCACUCUGCACUCUCUCGUUUCGUCUGAACCACGCCAUUGGAGGGCUGAAUCCCUGGAGCUACCACCUCGUCAAUGUCCUGUUGCAUGCGACUGUCACUGGCCUCUUCACAAGCUUCUCUAAGAUCCUCCUUGGUGACGGAUACUGGACCUUCAUGGCUGGCUUGAUGUUCGCCUCACACCCCAUUCACACCGAGGCAGUGGCAGGAAUCGUGGGACGGGCCGAUGUUGGGGCCAGUUUGUUCUUUCUCCUCUCCCUGCUCUGCUAUAUUAAACACUGUUCUACAAGAGGCCACUCAGCCAGGACCUGGGGCUGGUUCCUGGGGACAGGACUGUGUGCAGGAUGCAGCAUGUUAUGGAAGGAACAAGGAGUGACUGUUCUGGCAGUUUCGGCAGUUUAUGACGUCUUUGUGUUUCACAGGCUGAAAAUGAAGCAGAUCUUGCCCACCAUUUACAAAGGGAAGAACUUGUCUCUUUUCCUCAGCAUAAGUUUGUUAGCAUUCUGGGGAACCUCCUUGUUGGGUGCUCGGUUAUACUGGAUGGGAAAUAAACCACCAAGCUUUUCCAACUCAGACAACCCUGCUGCAGAUUCAGACAGCCUUCUGGCUCGCACACUCACUUUCUUCUACUUGCCAACUAAGAAUCUGUGGUUGUUGCUGUGUCCAGAUACUCUGAGUUUUGAUUGGUCCAUGGAUGCUGUGCCUCUGCUAAAAACGAUUUGUGAUUGGAGAAAUCUACACACUGUGGCCUUCUAUAUUGGACUCCUCAUCCUGGCCUACUAUGGACUGAAGAGCCCAAGCGUGGAAAGAGAGUGCAAUGGGAAAGCCGUGACAAAUGGCAGGCAGAAUGCAAAUGGGCAUAGCUGCCAUUCAGACAUGGAGUACCGGAACUUGGAGAUUAAGCCCAGCUUUGCAUCCAAAGUGGAAAAUGGCAUUAAAGAUAAUGUAUCACAGAGAACACAGCUUCCUUCUACGGAGAACAUUGUGGUUCUAUCUUUAUCUUUGUUAAUAAUACCUUUUGUUCCUGCCACAAACCUGUUUUUCUAUGUUGGCUUUGUGAUUGCAGAGCGAGUGUUAUAUAUCCCUAGUAUGGGCUUCUGCCUCCUGAUUACAGUGGGUGCCAGAGCCCUGUAUGUCAAAGUGCAAAAGCGGUUUCUCAAGAGCUUGAUUUUUUAUGCGACAGCCACGUUAAUUGUUUUCUAUGGACUGAAGACUGCAAUCAGAAAUGGAGACUGGCAAAAUGAGGAAAUGCUGUAUAGGUCAGGGAUAAAAGUUAACCCAGCGAAAGCAUGGGGUAACCUUGGAAAUGUUCUGAAGAGUCAAAGCAAAAUUUCCGAAGCUGAAAGCGCCUAUAGAAAUGCUUUGUACUACCGUAGCAACAUGGCUGACAUGCUUUAUAAUUUAGGGUUACUCCUCCAGGAGAACAGCAGAUUCGCAGAAGCCUUACAUUAUUACAAAUUGGCCAUUGGGAGCAGACCUACCCUGGCUUCUGCUUAUUUAAACACGGGCAUUAUUCUAAUGAACCAAGGAAAAACAGAAGAAGCCCGGCGCACGUUCCUCAAGUGUUCUGAGAUCCCAGAUGAAAACCUGAAGGACCCCCACGCACACAAGAGCUCUGUGACGAGCUGUCUGUACAACCUGGGAAAGCUGUAUCAUGAGCAGGGACACUAUGAGGAGGCCCUGAGUGUAUACAAGGAAGCUAUUCAGAAAAUGCCAAGACAGUUUGCCCCACAAAGCUUAUACAACAUGAUGGGCGAAGCAUAUAUGCGACUGAGCAAGCUACCAGAAGCAGAGCAUUGGUACAUGGAAUCAUUGAGGUCCAAGACUGACCACAUCCCUGCACAUCUGACCUAUGGGAAAUUGCUGGCUCUAACAGGUCGUAAAAGUGAGGCUGAAAAGUUCUUCUUGAAGGCCAUUGAGCUGGAUCCCACCAAAGGAAACUGUUACAUGCAUUACGGGCAGUUUCUCCUGGAAGAAGCUCGCCUCAUAGAAGCGGCUGAGAUGGCAAAGAAAGCAGCAGAACUGGAUAGCACGGAGUUUGAUGUUGUCUUCAAUGCUGCUCAUAUGCUCAGACAGGCUAGCCUCAAUGAAGCAGCCGAGAAGUACUACGAUCUGGCGGCUAGACUGAGGCCUAAUUAUCCAGCUGCAUUGAUGAACCUAGGGGCCAUUCUGCACCUUAAUGGCAAGCUCCAGAAGGCAGAGGCAAACUACCUGCGUGCCCUGCAGCUCAAGCCAGAUGAUGUGAUCACACAGUCCAAUCUGCGGAAACUGUGGAACAUCAUGGAAAAGCAAGGCUUAAAGACUUCUGAGACAUGACACGGGACGGCAGAACCUCGUCCUGCUUUUGACAAAGUGGACUUUAUUACUGGACAACACCUCCCAGCAGUGCUGUGACAAGAGCUGGUUUCGGACUUCAGGGCAGGGGUCAUUGAAGUCGCUGCCGCUCCUGGGUGAUCCACUUUGCUGUUGACAUGGUCACUAACACCAAAAAGGGGAACAUGGGAAACCUCCUGGAGGAUGGAUUUGUUACCCAUAGACUGUAAACCAGAGCACUUAAAACAGGGAUCUUUUGGGAUUUGUAAAAGGGGAGGGUGCUUAAAAUACAGACCUUGUUCAUUUUUGAAAGCUAAUUUCAAAAUUAUAUUAUUCCUUAAACACUG